UAUAAAGUGGGCAAAGUCCAAAGACCGAAAACCUAUCUAGAUAGGCGGAUCGAAGAUGUCAACCUCCGUUAUCUCUUUGCUUUAUUAUGCUAUAAACGUAACUUUGUAAAGAUUAGACUGUGGUGCAUGUCUCCUGGUUCUCGCGCGCAACACUGCCAGCAGAGAAGUUAUCAUGCAGGUUGUCAGAAAGUUCACCUCACUCUAGAUCUGUGAAGCAUGGCUUUAAUAAGGCUAGUGUUUUCGAUCUGUGGGAAGCCGAUGGCAUUGCGACCAUAUGGAAGGAACAUUAGUAUAUCGUCGACCUGCGGCACCAAGGCAUCUUCUCUAGUGUACGAACAACAUGGCGACCCUGAGAAGGUCGUGGAAAAGGUAUCCGUGGACAUACCACGCGCCCUCAACCUUAAGGAUAUCCUUGUGCGCCUGCUCGUGGCUCCAGUGAACCCGGCAGAUAUUAACACGAUUCAGGGAACAUAUGGCGUCAGUCCUCCGCUCCCAGCGGUUGGUGGCAAUGAAGGUGUCGCAGAAGUUAUAGACGUGGGCGACGCCGUCAGGUUCUGUCGGCCCGGCGAUCGCGUGAUUCCGGCGAUACCGGGCUGCGGCACGUGGCGUACUCACAGCAUCAUGUUUGCCGACCAGUUGCGGAAGGUUCCGGACGGAGUGCCGGACGCGGAAGCGGCCAUGGUUGCAGUGAACGCAUGUACGGCGUACAGAAUGCUGUGCGACUAUGAACUGCUGAAACGUGACGAUGUCAUAAUGCAGAACGGCGCAAACAGCGGUGUGGGACAGAACGUGAUCCAGAUUGCUCGCGAGAUGGGACUUCUCUCCAUCAACAUCGUCCGAGACAGAGAUGACAUGGCGGACUUGAAGCGCCACCUGAUGGCACUCGGUGCAAACUACGUUUUUACAGAAGAUUCCUUUCGCAAAGAAGGGGGAGCAUUCUUCAAAAAUGAAAAGAAGCUUCGUCCCAAGCUGGCGUUUAACUGUGUCGGCGGUAAAAGCUCCACAGAGUUGAUGCGUCAUCUGGAUGAUGGAGGAAAAAUGGUCACCUAUGGUGGCAUGUCCCGUCAGCCAAUAAUAAUUCCGACGGGUGUGAUGAUUUUUAAGCGCUUAAAAGCGGAAGGAUUCUGGAUGACAAAGUGGAAUGAGGCCAACAGGGAUACAGAUCAGCAGGACAUCAUGUUUAACACUAUAUUCGGUCUAAUGAAAGAGGGUAAGCUGGUGGCUCCACCUGCUGACAGAGUGCCAUUUUCUGACUACGAGAGAGCAAUAAGUGCUGCAGUUAAACCUUACACCAGGAAACAGUUGCUGGUUCCUGAUAGCUAGUGUAGUUAGCACUUUCAGGUUGCUUGUUGUGGUAAGUAAUUUAAACUUCAACACGCAUUGCGCAUUAUCUUUGCGUAAAUGGCGCGUUUCUACGUGUAUACUUCAUAGCAUAUUUUAAUUGUGAUACUGAAAAAUUCUUAGAAAAUAAAAAACUACAGUUCUCUCUA
Molecule: messenger RNA, 1490 nt
Organism: Priapulus caudatus
Lineage: Eukaryota; Metazoa; Priapulida; Priapulimorpha; Priapulimorphida; Priapulidae
Product: trans-2-enoyl-CoA reductase, mitochondrial-like
Exons: 2
Coding region: 217-1323 (368 amino acids)
Biological process (GO): fatty acid metabolic process
Cellular component (GO): mitochondrion
Molecular function (GO): trans-2-enoyl-CoA reductase (NADPH) activity
Source: RefSeq, a predicted model, not a curated record